Molecule: messenger RNA, 1059 nt
Organism: Penicillium canescens
Lineage: Eukaryota; Fungi; Ascomycota; Eurotiomycetes; Eurotiales; Aspergillaceae
Exons: 1
Coding region: 1-1059 (352 amino acids)
Source: RefSeq, a predicted model, not a curated record
AUGGCUCCCCCGGUCCGGCCAUCCCGUUCCCUCGAAGGGCUCGAACGAGUGAUUCCUCCUCUUUCUCCUCUGUCGCCUAAGACGCCCUUCUCACCCCGACUCUUCCUCAAUAAACCACUCCCCGCGAAGCCACUCCCCGAAGAACCAGAGUAUUCCGCCAUGUGGAGCGACUCCAGCGAUAGUGAAUCCACCGUCGACAGUAUCGCCAGUCCUUCCGAACCUCGCGACUCGGUCGAAUACCCAAUCUUCGUCUCCGGCGCUGAUGACUUCGACUUGGUGGAUCACCCGGCUCCAGCCGCCGAUCCACUCCCCGUGACCCCACUCCGCACGGACAAUUUCGAGAUAGAUGAGAUAGAUGAGAUAGACGAACUCGACGAGGUAGAUGAGCUUGACGAUGUCGCAUCGAUUGCAGAGGAAGCGCCAUUACCAGUCUCAGUUUCGUCAUCUUGGUCAGACACACAGUACGGUCGACCAGUCCACUGGGCCCAGAAUCGACCCGGUACCAGCCACUAUUUCCGCGAGAAGAAGUGGGACUAUUUCCCCGAACUGGCUCCAUCCACCCUACAAGCCAGCGGACGCAUCAGUCCAUCUGCCAAUUCAAAGCGCAGGAAGAAUCUCUCCGCCUUGGACUUCGCAAAAGCCAAAUACCGCUGGCACUCGCUCGAUCGCACAGGUUUAGGCGGAGUCCGCGAGUCAAUCAAGACCUACGUCCACCGCACUCUCUCCCGCGAUGGCACAGAGAGUAAAGCCAAAGAAGUGACACGUCCAUCGACAGCACCAAUGGACCGCCACAUCGAUGACGCAGGUAGUACCAGCAUCCUGGGGACGAGUCUAGGCAGCAAAGGCUACAUACCACAGCACUCUUCCUUAGACGUGGAUGCCCCAUUCCGAGCGAUAUCCGUCUCGACAGCAUCGACAUCGGCGUCGGCAUACAGCACCAGCGCCGGAACAAACGCUAGAGUGACUAGUCUCAGUGCCAGUGACUACGACAAUCCCAACCAUCACAUGUACUACCCGCUCCACUCCCCCUCUCACCAGUCUCCCCAACCACCCCGAUAA